Molecule: messenger RNA, 864 nt
Organism: Nothobranchius furzeri (turquoise killifish)
Lineage: Eukaryota; Metazoa; Chordata; Actinopteri; Cyprinodontiformes; Nothobranchiidae
Source: RefSeq, a predicted model, not a curated record
UCAAAUUCUGACCAAUCACACACGCAGGAGGCCAUGACCCGCGGAAAUACGGAAAACCAGAAUUUUGUGUUGUGAACGCGCUACAAAGUCAUUUUUUACGAGUGUAAGUCUGUUUUACCGAUGGAUGUCACUCCCAAAGGAGACAAAUUAAAGACUGAUCGGUGUUUAUCGUACAGUUCAGCCGAGUCAAGCCCAUCGGAGGAGUUUAGAAAGGAAAAGCAUCCGAAGCCGAGUUCCUCUCUGAGGGAGAGGCUGAAGAGAACCAGGCGCUCCUUCACAUCGCCCCUCUCGGUGGCCAAACGCCUCUGCGUGGACAGCGGAGAGCAGGGUGGCCAUCAAGCUUCAGUGGAAACGGGCAGCGAUCCUCCGGUCUCGGUACACAACAGGGAUAACGCAGGAAGCGAAAGGCUAUCCGGACCCACACUUGUCUCCUCUGGAGACGUUGCACAACUCAGAAAGGAGGUGAAAGAAAAAACAGAGACUCUGCGCCGACUCAAGAUGGUCCAAAUGUACAGAAGCAAGAACGAUUUAACACAGCUGCAAACCUUGAUCGACAAGUGGCGGAGCGGUGCUCAGGCUGCUCUGUGUGAGCUGCAGUCAGAGGUCCCUGUGGAUGGACGCAAGGCAAGCCUGUCAGAGCUCAUGGACCUGUUCAGGCUGGAGGACAGCAUUCUGCACUUUGAUCGCACUGAAGAGGACUUCACUACAUAAUUAACCACAAACACACUGAAGAGAAAUCAAAACACGGGAAAUUCCUCCUCCUCAGAUGUUCAACUUCUUCCCAGAGGAACUGCAGUUCCUCUGCCUGUUCCCUGGCAAGGCUCUCCAAGUUACUCCUUUGAACGGUUUCCUGGUAGCAGGCAU